AUGCCCAAAGGCAGAGCCCCGGCCGCACUCAUGUCCUCAGUCAUCGCUCCCUCCAAUCCAUCUGGCUCCACUGGACCCAAAGAGGUGGAGUUGAUCCUGGUGAAGGAGCAAAAUGGUGUUCAGUUUACUACCUCUGCCCUCGUUGCGCCAACCGGGCAGACUCAUCCAUCUGGAGAGGAACGGGAAACCUGGGCCAAGAAAAUCGACUUUCUUCUGUCGGUCAUUGGCUUUGCAGUAGACCUCGCAAAUGUCUGGAGGUUCCCGUACCUGUGUUACAAAAAUGGAGGAGGUGCCUUCCUUGUCCCCUACUUGUUCUUUAUGGUGAUUGCCGGAAUGCCUCUCUUCUACAUGGAAUUAGCGCUCGGGCAAUAUAACCGUGAAGGAGCUGCAGGAGUAUGGAAGAUUUGUCCAAUAUUUAAAGGUGUUGGCUUUACGGUCAUCCUCAUCUCACUGUACGUGGGUUUCUACUAUAACGUCAUCAUCGCCUGGGCGCUCUUCUACCUGUUCUCGUCGUUCACCGCCGAGCUUCCUUGGGUCGACUGCAACAACACGUGGAACAGCGCUAACUGCUCUGACCUGAACGCCACUUUCCUGAAUGACUCGCACAAAGCCACGCCUGCUUUGGAGUACUUUGAGCGUGGUGUGCUGCACCUUCAGGACAGUACGGGGAUCGAUAACCUUGGCCUACCACGCUGGCAGCUCACCUCCUGUCUCGCUGUCGUCAUAGUCGUGCUUUACUUCAGUCUGUGGAAGGGAGUCAAGACCUCAGGCAAAGUGGUGUGGAUCACUGCCACAAUGCCUUAUGUGGUCCUGACGGUUCUCCUGCUGCGGGGUGUGACUCUGCCUGGAGCCAUGGAUGGCAUUAAAGCCUACCUGAGUGUGGACUUCCUGCGUCUGUGUGACGCUCAGGUCUGGAUCGAGGCGGCGACACAAAUCUGCUUCUCUUUAGGAGUCGGCUUCGGUGUUUUAAUCGCCUUUUCCAGCUACAACAAAUUCACCAACAACUGCUACAGAGAUGCCAUCAUCACCAGCUCCAUCAACUCCCUGACCAGCUUCUUCUCUGGGUUUGUCAUCUUCUCCUUCCUGGGCUACAUGUCACAGAAACACAACGUGGCCCUUGAUAAAGUCGCCACUGAUGGACCUGGCUUGGUGUUUAUAAUAUACCCAGAAGCCAUUGCGACACUGCCAGGUUCCUCCGUGUGGGCUGUGAUCUUUUUCAUCAUGCUGCUCACACUGGGCAUCGACAGCGCCAUGGGCGGGAUGGAGUCGGUGAUCACGGGUCUCAUCGACGAAUUCAAGUUCCUGCACAAACACAGGGAACUCUUCACGCUCUUCAUCGUGGUGUCCACCUUCCUCAUCUCGCUCUUCUGCGUCACCAACGGAGGAAUCUACGUGUUCACGCUGUUGGACCACUUCGCGGCGGGGACAUCGAUCCUUUUCGGCGUGUUGAUCGAAGCCAUUGGCAUCGCCUGGUUUUAUGGAGUGGAUCGUUUCAGUGAUGAUAUCGAGGAGAUGAUUGGGCAGCGACCAGGGUUUUACUGGCGACUCUGCUGGAAAUUCGUCAGCCCCUGUUUCCUGCUGUUCAUGGUGGUGAUCAGCUUUGCAACCUUUAACCCCCCAAAAUAUGGCAACUACUCGUUCCCAACGUGGGCCAACAUGCUCGGCUGGUGUCUGUCCAUCUCCUCCAUGAUCAUGGUUCCCCUCUACGCCAUCUACAAAUUCUGCAUCCUGCCCGGAAGCUUCUGCACUAAACUGGCCUACGCUAUCACACCAGAGACAGAGCAUCACCUGGUGGAGCGCGAUGAGGUGCGACAGUUCACGGUACGCUCAGAUAAGACUUUUAAGCUACAGCUUAUUCAGCUUCAUCACUGGCUGGUGGUGUGA
Messenger RNA from Clarias gariepinus (North African catfish), 1884 nucleotides. It is a transcript of the gene slc6a3, whose product is annotated as solute carrier family 6 member 3. Gene Ontology annotation, cellular component: presynaptic membrane; neuron projection; neuronal cell body membrane. Gene Ontology annotation, molecular function: dopamine:sodium symporter activity; norepinephrine:sodium symporter activity. Bases 1 to 1884 code for a protein of 627 amino acids. NCBI's taxonomy places the organism in Eukaryota, Metazoa, Chordata, Actinopteri, Siluriformes, Clariidae. Gene Ontology annotation, biological process: sodium ion transmembrane transport; dopamine uptake involved in synaptic transmission. The transcript is spliced from 15 exons. The record is from RefSeq and is a predicted model, not a curated record.